AGUAAAUGCUGCCAUUGGCUGUAACAGGAGUCAAAGUUAGUCUGAGUAAACCUGUGCAAGAGUAUAAAACCCCAUAAACUCAGGGCUCUGCUGACGAACCCAGAAGAACAAGCCGAGUCACAGACGCGAGACUGUCCCAGCAGAGAUCAUGGCUAGCCGUUUUGAACACCCUGCUGGAGGAUAUAAGAAAAUCUUUGAGACUGUGGAGGAGCUGAACGAACCUCUUCCAGCAACCGUCACGGGCCGCAUCCCCUCGUUUAUAAAAGGCAGUCUGCUCCGUCUGGGCCCCGGUUUGUUUGAGGCCGGAUCGGAGCCCUUCUUCCAUCUGUUCGAUGGCCAGGCCCUCAUGCACAAGUUUGAUUUCAGCAACGGACAGGUCACGUAUUUCCGCAAGUACGUCAAACUUCCUAGUUUUGGCAUGACAGAAAACUACUUUGUCUUCGUUGAGACGCCUGUUAAAAUCAACCUGCUGAAGUUCCUGAGCGCCUGGAGUAUCCGAGGAUCCAACUAUAUGGACUGCUUUGAAUCUGACGAGGAGAAAGGCACGUGGAUACACAUUGCGAGGAAGCAUCCAGGAGAGUACAUUGACUAUAAAUUCAGAACCGCUGCGAUGGGUCUUUUCCAUCACAUCAACUGCUACGAGGACUCGGGCUUCAUUGUUGUUGACCUGUGUGCCUGGAAAGGGGUUGACAUGUGUGACUAUGUGAACAUAAAUGGAGUAACGGCUCAUCCGCACAUCGAGAAAGACGGCACGGUCUACAACAUCGGAAACUGCAUGGGGAAGGGAGCCUCGCUGGCCUACAAUAUCGUCCGAAUCCCACCUAAACAGAAAGACAAAUCGGACCCCAUUGAGAAAUCCAAGGUGGUUGUGCAAUUCCCAAGCGCGGAGAGGUUCAAGCCGUCCUAUGUGCACAGUUUUGGCAUGACAGAAAACUACUUUAUUUGCAAGCUGAAUGUGAAGACUAAGGAGACCUGGGUCUGGCAGGAGCCGGACUCGUACCCUUCAGAACCGCUGUUUGUGCAGCACCCUGAUGGAGUGGAUGAGGAUGACGGUGUCUUAAUGACAAUUGUGGUGUCGCCUGGAGCCCAGAGACCUACAUGUUGCCUGAUCUUGAAUGCUAAGGACCUGUCUGAGAUUGCAAGAGCGGAAGUUGACAUCAUGUCUCCAGUCACCUUCCAUGGAAUGUAUAAGCCAUAGAGUGGCUGCUCCUACAUGUACACACCAUGACACUGUAAACUAAUAAUAAUAAAACUAUGGUAUUGCA
Molecule: messenger RNA, 1265 nt
Organism: Sinocyclocheilus grahami
Lineage: Eukaryota; Metazoa; Chordata; Actinopteri; Cypriniformes; Cyprinidae
Product: retinoid isomerohydrolase-like
Exons: 10
Coding region: 149-1198 (349 amino acids)
Biological process (GO): retinal metabolic process; zeaxanthin biosynthetic process
Molecular function (GO): all-trans-retinyl-ester hydrolase, 11-cis retinol forming activity; retinol isomerase activity; beta-carotene 15,15'-dioxygenase activity
Source: RefSeq, a predicted model, not a curated record